Messenger RNA from Vicia faba (fava bean), 609 nucleotides. NCBI's taxonomy places the organism in Eukaryota, Viridiplantae, Streptophyta, Magnoliopsida, Fabales, Fabaceae. The record is from the annotation of a GenBank genome assembly.
AUGGCUACCCUAAACAUAUCCCCUAAUCAACAAGAAAGUACCAAUUCAAGACCUGAGGGUGGUCUUCAGCGCAAUACUGUUGCAAAAUUCAAAUCAUAUGUUCAACAACAAUCGAUCCCUCUUGUUACACCACCAAAAUCUACUAUUCAAAAACCACUAGCUAUCAUUCAACCAAUCCCUUCCAUGACUGUGACUUUGCUUCUAAGUCUCACUCCUUCUGAUGAAAGUGACUUACAAUCUCCUCACUCUAACACCUCUUCCUACACUGCUAGUGAAGUUCCAGACUAUUCACCGGUGAGAAAAACCCUUGUCGAUAAUGACAUGGAAGACCAAUUAUUGCACAAUGUGGCUUCUACCUUGGUCGAUGAUCAUCUUGCUCCUACUGACUCCCUUGUCGAUCCAAACCAUCCUUCAAAUGACGACAUUGAGAGGGAGUUAGCUGAAGAUGACCAUAACACUUUCCAUACUCAACAAACUCCACCUACUUUUCAAGUGGUGCAUUCCUCUAUUCUGUCAAUCAACCAAUGGCUCAUAUUGCCUCCAACAUACCACCUACACAUGACAAUACUCAAACCACUCAUAUGUCUCUUGAAGAAAUUGUCGCCCUAA